CCAGCCUCCUGAAGUGGUCGGUCGCUGCUGGUUGCAGGGAGUGGCGUCUAUAGCAGCAGGGGUUUUUUGGAGAUUCCAACCGUUACUUUCUCGGCUCCUGACAUUUCCGUGACGACAAGUCAGAGAGAGAACAUAGAGAGGUGGAGAAAGAGAUGAAAUUGUCUGUGUUGUACAAUCUAACAAGGAUGUGGAGUGGAUCGCUGUUGUUCCUUUUCACCCAAGUCAUCUUGGUUUCCUCGUUGGCUCCGAAUGAUAGCUGCGGGUGGAAUAUAACCCUUGAGACAGACGCGGUGAGCUAUGUAACCACCGCCGGUUAUCCCAUGGAAUAUCCGCCCUCCCAGCACUGCACAUGGGUGGUAACCGCUCCUCAGCCGGAUAAUAAGAUCCGCAUCAUCUUCAAUCCGUUUUUUGAUCUGGAGGACACAGACUGCAACCAUGACUAUGUUGAGGUUUACGAUGGCGGUGACGAGCUUUCACCCAGGAUGGGAAAGUUUUGCGGGAGGGUCGCACCGCCCAUGAUCAUCUCCAGUGGCAGCCAACUCCUCAUCAAGUUUGUCACUGACGAUGAGAACAACGGGGCAGGAUUCUCUAUUAAGCUUAAGAGCUUCAAAUCAACAUCACAAUGUUCCAGAAACUUCACAGAUCCCCAGGGUGUGAUCACAACACCGCUCUUCCCCAAGAAGUACCCCAACAACCUGAACUGCACCUUCAUGAUCUUGGCCCCCGAGACAUCAGAGAUCGUACUGGAGUUCGACAGCUUCGACAUGGAGGGCGACCCCUUGCUACUGCCAGGCCCCAAAUGCCAAUACGACUGGCUGGAUAUCUGGGACGGCCUCCCUGAAGCGGGUCUUCACCUUGGGAGAUACUGUGGCGAAACCUCCCCGGGCCAAGUGAUCGCCUACAGUGGCAUCCUGUCCAUGACCGUCACCACUGACCAUGCCAUCACCAAAGAGGGAUUCUCCGCCAACUACACCAUCCACGAGAGGAGCCUCCCCUCCGGACCCAAAUAUGAGGAUAAAUGCAGGGUGAAUAUAAACCUAGAGAUAGGUAGAGGAAACUACCUGACUUCCGCAGGCUAUCCCAUGACCUACCCACCCUCCCACGAGUGCGUAUGGGUGUUAACUGCUCCUGAGCCGCAUCAGAAGAUCCUCAUCAACUUCAAUCCAUUUUUUGAUCUGGAGGACACAGACUGCAGUCAUGACUAUGUGGAAGUUUACAACGGCGGUGAUGAGCUUUCGCCCUCAAUGGGAAAGUUUUGCGGGAAGGUUGCACCGCCCCUAAUGACGUCCAGCGGCAACCAGCUCCUCAUCAAGUUUGUCACUGACAACGAGAACCACGGGGGUGGAUUCUCUGUUCAGUAUGAGGUCUUCAAGACAGCACCACAAUGUUCCAGAAACUUCACAGAUCCCCAGGGUGUCAUUGAGACGCCGGGCUUCCCUGAGAAGUACCCCAACAACCUGAACUGCACCUUCAUGAUCUUGGCCUCCAAUACGUCAGAGAUCGAGGUGGAGUUCAAAAGCUUCGACAUGGAGGGUAACCCCUUGCUACAGCCAGGUCCCCGCUGCCCAUACGACUGGCUAGACAUCUGGGACGGCCUCCCUGCAGUGAGUCUUCACGUUGGCAGAUACUGUGGCCAGGAGCUCCCGCAUCGAGUGAUCUCCUACACCGGCAUCCUGUCCAUGACCAUCACCACUGACCAUGCCAUCACCAAAGAGGGAUUCUCUGCCAACUACACCAUCCGAGAGAGGAGCCUCCCCUCAGGACACGAGAUGAAAUUAUGGUUUCAUCUAUGAGCAGCUCAGAUAAUCAGGUGUUUUCUUAAAAACCACCAUAAUGAUGACUCAUAAUUAUUUUAGGACUAGACUAAUCAGACAAUCUGUUGGCUACUCACAAAUACUGCAACAGUCAUGGAAUGAAAGGGAUAGAAGAAUAAAAAAAGAGAUUCUUGUUCUCUGUGA
Lates calcarifer (barramundi perch) is the source of this 1958-nucleotide messenger RNA. Its product is annotated as tolloid-like protein 2. The transcript is spliced from 10 exons. The coding region runs from base 153 to 1793 and encodes 546 amino acids. The record is from RefSeq and is a predicted model, not a curated record. Lineage: Eukaryota; Metazoa; Chordata; Actinopteri; Centropomidae.